Sporothrix brasiliensis 5110 is the source of this 696-nucleotide messenger RNA. RefSeq lists its product as uncharacterized. Bases 1 to 696 code for a protein of 231 amino acids. The record is from RefSeq and is a predicted model, not a curated record. The transcript has a single exon. NCBI's taxonomy places the organism in Eukaryota, Fungi, Ascomycota, Sordariomycetes, Ophiostomatales, Ophiostomataceae.
AUGCCCAUCCUGACCUGUUUCAAGCACAUACGAUGGCCUCUGGCUUGGCCAUGGGCGCGCCGAAAAGCCUCCUCCAUCUCAGAUCUCGCCAGCAGCGAUUCAGACGAGUACGUCCCGACGCCCGAAGACUAUCCGGUCUUCCCGCCGCCAACGCCUCGUCGCAUCUUGGAAAACCGCGACGCGUACUUGGCGAAGCUCUCGACCAUAAAGUUCUCCGCGCCUCAGGGCGAGUUCGACGACAAGCCCCUGUAUUCCCUCUACCGUCUUUACGAAUUCGUUCUCCUGGACAAGGUCAUCAGUUAUCGAAAUCAGUUGGAGUACUUUUGGCGACAAAAAUCAUGGCCCGUCCACGACAUCCCAGAUCCUAAAGACGAGGACCCCGAGCGCUACGCAUUCUUGGCCUGCUGCACACUUCUACUGGUCCGGUCGUUUAACGAAAGGAUCAAACUCGGGCUGGAUCGCAACAUGCCGUCCUUGAUCACGCCAGAGGAGGCGGAAAGGGGCCGGAACCGUCCUGACCAUCUGCGCGCAUAUGAAAGAGCGCCUGAAUGGGCUGAGAGGGCUGCCUCCUUGGUAGCGACAUUAUUUGUGCCGACCGAGGGUGGUGAAAUACUGGACAAAGGCGACGGUCGAGCUUGCCCGGAGUUUCUAGCUAAAAACAUUGUGUUAUGGACACCUCAUAUCUCCUUUACGUGA